AUGGAUGCCGAUGUCGAUGCGAUCGAUAUCGAUGAUGGUGAUGACGACGGUGCUGGUAUAUUCAGCAUCGCCAGUGACUGCCACGGCGAGGACGAUGACGCCCUCAUUAGUGAAGACACAGUUCUUUCAGCAGUGCACACGAAGCGCACUGCUACUAACAAGGAUGAAUCAACUGAGGAAUUUCUGCUGAGUCGCAAAGCGGUUGUCCGCUUCGUUCAAGACUCUAUUGUAGAUGUACUAGACAAUCAGAAGGGAAAUGCAGACAAACUUGGUAGAGCAAAUGUUCUUUCAUUCAAUGAAGGAGACUUAGUUUACUGUCUACAGUAA
Peronospora matthiolae is the source of this 327-nucleotide messenger RNA. The record is from the annotation of a GenBank genome assembly. Lineage: Eukaryota; Oomycota; Peronosporomycetes; Peronosporales; Peronosporaceae.